AGUGCGACAAGGAUCGCUUUUCUGAUCGCAACCGUACCGCGAGCGGCUAUUGCGGCCGAGCCGUACAAUUGUCACGCGCGGCGCGGCGACAAGAGGAGCAGGGCUGGCUGGCCGGGUCGGGGUCGCCUCCAGGGAGCACGGACGGGACGGCCGCCCACGUAUAUAACUGCCCACCCGCCGGCGCCGCCCCGCUCCGCGCUCGUACUCGCGAAUCGCAGUCACGCUCAGAGUCACACCACCACGUCGGGCAACUAGGUUCGGCUGGCACGCGCGGAGGCGCCGGGAGGGAGUCGCCGGACUCCGUUGGCUCGGUGCACGGGUUGGGUAGCAUUCGGUUAGCAUGAGCGAGGGAACGCGGGAGAUGAGGCGGCUGCGCGUUGGCAGCGCCGGCGGCGGGGGCGGCAGCAAGGCGAACGCGAGCGGCGGCAUCGGCAUCGGCAUCGCCGACGAGUGGAGCAGCGGGGGGCGCGGCAUUGGGGCGCGGAUCCGCGGGGUGAACGUGGGGAUCCUGGACGAGCAGGUGCUGGCGCUGGUGUUCCGGGCGCUCAACUGGGACCCGCAGGCGCUGUGCUCCGUGGCGCGGGUCAGCCGCCGCCUGCGCGCCGUCGCGGAGCGCGUGCUGUGGCGGGAGCUCUGCGUCUCGCGCGCGCCGCGGAUGGUGUCCACGCUCACCACGGGCUCCUCGGCCGCGUCGGGCCGCGUGGGCGGCGGGUGGCCGGCGCUGGCGAAGCUGCUGCUCUUCUGCUGCGGCGCGGCGGGGGCCGGCGUGCGGGGCCACUUCGCGCCCGUGUCGCGCUUCUCCAAGACGUCCGGCCGGAGCUUCCUGUCGCGCCGCUGCGGCGGGGACCUGCUGUACGUGUCGGACCCGUGCGAGCACGCGGCGGCCGGCGCCGCGGCCGACGAGGACGUGGGCGCCUACCGCGGCGUGUUCCGCGGCUUCAUGCGCUCCCGCACGCGCGCCUGCCUGGUGGGCGGGCGCGCCCCGCUGGAGCCCCGCGUGCGCUGCCCCUACUGCGGCGCGCGCGUCUGGAGCGUCACAGCGGCCGGCCUCGCGCCCCGCAGCGCGUGCCGCCGGCUCGGCGCGCACGAGGGCCGCCUCGAGUACUUUGUCUGCGUCAGCGGCCACCUCCACGGCAGCUGCUGGCUCGCGCGCCUCUCCUCCAGCGACGGCGACGGCGACGGCGGCCGCGGUGGCGAGGACACCGACUCUGACGACGACGGGUUCACUGCCACGGCCGACAGCGACGACGGGCACAUGGAGCUGUGACGCGAAGAGCUUGUCUUAGCCACAUGAAAAUGCAGUAGAGUAGAAGCAUAUUCCCCGUUUGUUUUGUUGGCUUUGUAUAAUCUCGUGGCUCCUGUGGCCUUGCUGCAAUCUAUUUUUGCACUGCCGCACAGCUGUUUGUUUCUUCUAUCGGUUCAGAAGCGACGUGCGUUGGUGCGGCGCCAGCUACAGAUUCAGACUUGCUCUUUCGAGCGACCUCCCGCGGCCGCAACUUACCUGAAAUAAACUACUCCUAUAGUAGGAUCUCAUGGCUGA
This is a messenger RNA of Triticum dicoccoides, 1540 nucleotides long. RefSeq names its product EID1-like F-box protein 3. The record is from RefSeq and is a predicted model, not a curated record. NCBI's taxonomy places the organism in Eukaryota, Viridiplantae, Streptophyta, Magnoliopsida, Poales, Poaceae. The transcript has a single exon. Gene Ontology annotation, molecular function: protein binding. The coding region runs from base 341 to 1267 and encodes 308 amino acids.